Myxocyprinus asiaticus (Chinese sucker) is the source of this 4476-nucleotide messenger RNA. RefSeq names its product solute carrier family 52 member 3 (gene slc52a3-1). Bases 357 to 1697 code for a protein of 446 amino acids. Gene Ontology annotation, molecular function: riboflavin transmembrane transporter activity. The record is from RefSeq and is a predicted model, not a curated record. The transcript is spliced from 3 exons. Gene Ontology annotation, biological process: riboflavin transport. Gene Ontology annotation, cellular component: plasma membrane. NCBI's taxonomy places the organism in Eukaryota, Metazoa, Chordata, Actinopteri, Cypriniformes, Catostomidae.
GCUGCAAUGUUGAAGCUCAGGAAAGUAGAAAGUCAAAGUCAAUUUCAGUGUAGAUUAAUAAUGCUCUGGUAUAUUUACUUACAGUUUAGUCUCACACAUACUUCACAAUAGGCAAGUGUGAAGGAUUUCACACUUGCCUAUCAUUCAUAUUUCAAUUGCCAAUACUUGUUUCCUGCUACAAUACUACUUUUUGUUUCUCUCAAAGGUGACUGGCUGAUGUCUCCACAAAGGCAAGAAGACAUUCAAAGUAAUUACAACUGGAGUGACGUCACACCAAAACUGAUACCAAAGUAACGAAUCUGAAACUGAAAACAUUUCUCAAACCAACGCAUUUGCUGUUUUACAAAGUCUUCAGUAUGCCUCUGUACAUCCAUGCCUUGGCAUGUGCUUUUGGUCUGGGCUCCUGGGUGUCCAUUAAUGGCUUGUGGGUGGAGCUUCCACUGAUAGUCAAUAUUCUGCCAGAGGGCUGGGACUUACCCUCUUACCUCACAGUCAUCAUUCAGCUUGCCAACCUUGGCCCUCUGCUGGUCACCCUGGCACACAAAUUCUGUCCAGGACGACUACGUGAAAAUCUGGUUAUCUACACAGUCCUGUCAAUUGGUGUUGUAGCCUGUGUUCUACUGGCUUUGUUUUGGAGGAACACCACAGUGCUCCUAGGUCAACCACGUAGCACAGCAUUCUUUAUCCUGACGCUCUUUCUCGCAUUAGUGGAUUGCACCUCCUCUGUGACCUUCCUGCCAUUUAUGAUGCAACUUCCAGCUAAAUACAUCACCACAUACUUCAUUGGAGAGGGUCUGAGUGGUCUCGUUCCAGGCCUAGUGGCACUGGCGCAAGGGGUUGGGAUAUCAAAAUGUGUCAAUGUGUCACAUACAUCAGAUAACCUUACUGGAGACACAACCUAUGAAGUGGAGACGCAGUACCUCUCCCCCAAUUUCUCCACAGAGAUCUUUUUCUCCUUCUUAGCUGUAAUGACAGUAAUAAGUCUGGGUGCCUUCAUCAUACUAAAUCGUGUACCUCGCACCUUUGAACUCUCUACUGAAAAUCUUGUUGCAGACACAGAUACUGUGGCAACAGUCUGCAGGGGCUUGGAAGACGUCAAUCCAAGUACAAGAAUUCCAGAUGAAGAUAAAAAGAAGCAGAUCAAAGUGCUACUCCCUGUACCGCUGCACACUGGCUACCAGCUUGCAUUCAUCUAUUUCAUGGUGGUGUGGGUGAAUGGUGCAACAAAUGGACUGCUGCCAUCUGUGCAGACGUUCUCCUGUAUGCCCUAUGGAAAUAUGGCCUAUCACUUGUCAGCUGCUCUGUCAUCAGUGGCCAAUCCAGUAGCAUGCAUCAUUGCCAUGUUUUUCCCUAAACGCUCAUUAGUAUUUCUGGGUUUUCUGUGUCUGCUGGGCUCUGGUUUUGGAGGCUACAAUAUGGCCAUGGCUGCCAUGAGUCCUUGCCCAUUACUCCAAGAUACACCUCUAGGGGAUGCUAUAAUAGUUUUGUCGUGGGUGUUCUUCACUGGUCUGCUGUCUUAUGUAAAGGUGAUGGUGGGUGUGAUUCUGAGGGACCGGAGUCACAGUGCACUCGUGUGGUGUGGAGCAGCAGUGCAAGCAGGCUCCUUGUUGGGCUCUGUCAUUAUGUUUCCCCUGAUCAACAUCUAUCAUCUCUUCCAGUCGGGAGAUAUCUGCAAUACCAAAUGUCCAUUAUCAUGAGAGUUUCUACAGCAUUCAUGUGUGGUGUGAAGGACUCAUAGGGGAAUUAAAUACUUACACAGUUGCUGAGCGCACAGAGCUAAUGACCCUCUCUGUGGAAAAGAUGAAAUCCUUUUUCAUGAGUGCAUCAAAGUGUGCCAGGCCAUUCUGCAAAUAUUGACAAAAUAUGUUGAACUGGUGUUUGACACAUCCCCGAACAUUGUUUCAGUGUGCUUCCCUAUCAUUUUAGUUUCCAAUGAAUUCAUCAUUUUUAUAUUUUUAUAUUAUUGUGGAUUAUUAUUAUGGUGUUGUGUCUUCUUAACAGCUGGAAAUGUUUUAUUGUCACAUAUAUUUUUUGGAUCAUUCUAGACCAUAUUUCAUUCCUAUAUUAUGGCAAAAUCUAAUAAUUACAUAGUUUACUAAUUUUAUGUUAUAAAUCCUGACUCAGGCUGGUUUUAAAGGAAUGUUGUUGGUUCAAAACAAGUUAAGUUCUAUGCAUCUGUGGCAUCAUUACUCGGUUUGUACAACAGUGUAUAUACAGUAAUGCACUUGGCGAAUGUACUGGAGGGUUAAUAAGCAGAAAUGUGCAGGUCAUAUUUGUGUUAAUUCUUAAAAAAAAAAAAAAGGUGUUAUUUCAGCUGUAAAGUUCGUUGUAGCAGCUGAGGGACUACAUUUCUAGGUGAAUGAAUAUGUUUUACUGACAUAAUUCCUUCAGGUUGUGUCAAAGUGCUUUUCAAGGCAAGUCAGUUCACUUGGCCGCUAUCUUGGGAAUGCUUCCGAACGGCUAUUUUCUAUGGAUGCAAGUGGCAUGAAAGUACAGCUCCUAUCUAGUUAAAUGGGGAAAGACCAAAAUCUCAGAAAUGGUUUGUCAAGAUCAAAUCACAUAUUUAAAAUCAGCAGUGAAAUCUGACAACAGUGGUAUCAUAAAUUGUGCUCCUUUAGCUCACACUAAAACUAUUUUUAACUAUUUUUCAGGCUGGUCCAGCUAAUGUGAAUGUAUGUUCUUGAGGUAACUGACAGGUGAUGUCUCUGUUGAAAAAAGGUGAUUGGCUCUUUUAACUCUUAGGCAUGACUUCGUUUUGUACACCCGCCAUAUUGGGUUUUUAAUUUAUCCUAUUCAUUUUAAUACAAGUGGUCUGUGUCUGAGCUAAACAGUCUCUGGCAGUACCCAAUCCAUGCAUGUGAAAUUUACGGGGCUUUUAUGUUGGUCAUGAAAUGAGUUAAAAUAUUGGAUAUAACUGUGUAUACACCAGAUUAGACAGCGAUUUUAUCACACUUGUCUCAUUUUAACAUGUAUAAUGUUCAAGUCUUGAGACUAUACUUUUGGAACAGUGUACGUUUGUCCCAGUGCAAAGCAAUGCCCCAUUGACUGCCAAAGUAAUUGCCUUUUAUAGCUACUGUACCCACGAUUGCUUUGCUUGUUUUACUGGGGGACGAUAAAUUAUUAUCUGUGGUAAUCAAAAUUAUGUCACAGAUGCUGUCGACUGGACCUUGAGUUAAACCUAUGUCACCACUAGAUGCUGCUCAUUUGCUGUAUAUAUUCAGCUAAUGGCACUGCUACUUUACACCAGGUGGUUUUCACACUGGGGACAUUUGCUGCGGCUCGAAUCAGAGUGCGAUUGUUCCCUGCGCCCCCCAGCGUUUGUCUGGUUUCAGACUCAUUAUGAUUCUGUCGACCCCUGGUGCUUUUCCAUCAUCAAAUUGCACCAUCACAAACGUGCACAUGAUGGAAAGCACAAUGUGGGUCACUAUAUUUGUGUGUUUGUUAUUAAUUUUGUAUCAUUAUGCACACCAGAGUGAACGACACUUGCGCCUCUGUGCUUCGCAUGCUGUAAUUCAGCAGUUGUACAUGUCCAGGGGAAAGACUAUAUCUGAUGCUCACAAACCAUCUUUUUUGAGGACACAGCUGGUUGCACACUCACUCACUCACUCACUCACUCACAUAUAUAAAAUGCAUCUCACCUUUUCUGUGUCCCACAGCGUGUCCCUGCCACUCAUGAUGCACGUGUGAGUGUUUGUGCAAAUGAUGAUGUCAUUAUGCUUAAAUCGGCAAAAACGCAUGCACAAGUCAUUUUACUUCCUGGACAAGUGCGGACCCAGUACAGGUUGCUUUCUCACUCAUGCGAACUGCACCACAGUCCCAGUGCAACUGAACUCAGACCACCUCCUACAGGUAGUCUCGGGUGCUGUUCACGGGUGCGCACCCAAGUUCGGAAAACAGAGUUCACAUUAUCCAAACUAACCGAACUUUGACGUCAUUCGACCCUGGGUGCGUACCAAAAGUGCUAGUGUGAAAGCACCCUUAAGGUUUAAAAGUAUGUUGCCAAAUUCAUGUCAGCCAGUGUAAGGGUGUUUUCAGACCUGUAGCUCAUUUAAAUUGUUCCGAAACAGAGGCUAAAUUGUUACAAUGUUGCAUUUUCUUCUUGGUCCGGUUCACUUUCACAAAGCAACAUUUCAAAACGGACCAACACUGUGUUAAUAAAUGUCACAUGUGAGCAAACUGUCCUCUUAUUGGUCAAAGUUUGUGUGCUGUUCAGGUAUUUAGCUAUUGCAUCCAAAUACCGGUCAAAAUGAUAUACCUGCAUAAAUUUGUCAACUGUUACAAAUGUACUGUUUAUGUAACGGUUAUGCAAAAGGCUUCUGCGUGGCACAAAAUGUGCAUUCCAGUCAGGGGAUGCACUGCAAAUAAAAUCCGUCACUCAGAUGGAUAUGAAUUCUAAAAUUUUCGCCAUGGUUAUUUUUAUCUGUCAUUAGCUGCUUUUGCAUUAUUUCUGUAUUGAAAAGUGCCUGUUCUCAUGGA